This is a messenger RNA of Lathyrus oleraceus (garden pea), 852 nucleotides long. RefSeq lists its product as uncharacterized. The transcript has a single exon. NCBI's taxonomy places the organism in Eukaryota, Viridiplantae, Streptophyta, Magnoliopsida, Fabales, Fabaceae. The record is from RefSeq and is a predicted model, not a curated record. Bases 1 to 852 code for a protein of 283 amino acids.
AUGUUUGAGAUCAAAGCUAAUCUGACUACAAAAGGAGGAAUGCUUGCCUUGCCUGCUAAAUUCUUGAUAGAGGAAGCUCGUUAUUUUGCUAGCAUGAGUAGUAUGGAUGCUUUUGAGGCUAUUCUUUCCUUGCUCAUCUAUGGAUUGCUCCUAUUCCCUAAUGUUGACGACUUUGUUGACAUUAAUGCUAUCAAAAUAUUCUUAAUUGGAAAUCCAGUACCUACCUUACUUGCCGAUGUUUACCAUUCAGUCCAUCUCAAGAAUUUUCAUAAGGGAGGAAAAAUCAUAUGUUGUACAACUUUGCUCUACAAAUGGUUUAUUUCGCACUUGCCUCGAUCUACUACAUUUUGGGACCUUAAGGAUGGUUUUCUAUGGUCACAAAAGAUUAUGUCUCUCACUCAUUCUAACAUUGAUUGGUUUGAUCGUGCUUAUGAGGGGGCGACAAUUAUUGAUAGUUAUGGUGAGUUUCCUAAUGUACCUCUUAUUGGUACGAAGGGGGGAAUUAACUACAACCUGAUUUUGGCUCGUCGUCAGUUUGGAUACCCAAUGAAGGACAAGCAUAACACUAUCUUCUUAGAGAGUUUCUUUUUUAAGGAAGGAGAAAGCAAUAGAGCAUUCAAAGAAAAGAUUGUGCAUGCCUGGCACCACAUCCAUAAGAAAAGAAGAGAAGUUCUAGGAAAGCUAGAUUACGUCUCUUUGGAGCCUUAUCUCCAAUGGGUACAAGUUAGGGCCAUCAGUUUGAAAAUGCCUUAUCCUCGACAAGAGACUUUGUCUUUAACUUUUAAAGAACCUUCUCUAAUUUUCAUGACUGGCGCAGAGAAACUAAAGAUUUCUUUGAUUAGGGUGCAAUGA